This is a messenger RNA of Eucalyptus grandis, 838 nucleotides long. RefSeq names its product major strawberry allergen Fra a 1-3. Gene Ontology annotation, molecular function: abscisic acid binding; signaling receptor activity; protein phosphatase inhibitor activity. Gene Ontology annotation, cellular component: cytoplasm; nucleus. The coding region runs from base 100 to 579 and encodes 159 amino acids. The transcript has 2 exons. Lineage: Eukaryota; Viridiplantae; Streptophyta; Magnoliopsida; Myrtales; Myrtaceae. Gene Ontology annotation, biological process: abscisic acid-activated signaling pathway; defense response. The record is from RefSeq and is a predicted model, not a curated record.
AUCAUCUUCAUCAGCUCGAGCGCUCUCCAUUAGCAAUCACGCCAAACCCUUCCACUACCCCUCUUGAGUUCAGUUCUCUUUGUUUCUCACAAGGCAAACAUGGGAAUCGUUACCUACUCGAUGGAGAUCACAAGUGCUGUCGCACCGUUGAGGAUGUUCAAGGCUUUAUUCCUUGAGUCCCACGAUAUCCUACCAAAGAUUGUUCCCGGGGGCAUUAAAAGCAUUGAGUUCAUUGAGGGAGAUGGCGGAGUUGGUAGCAUCAAGAAAACCCACUUCGGUGAAAGCUCACACAUCAAGUACACGAAGCACAAGAUCGAGGCUCUCGAUGCAAGUAGCUUUUACUGCAAAUAUACUAUGAUCGAAAGUGAUAUCAAGUUCGACAAGAUUGACUUUGUCACGGAGGAAGUGAAAUUCAUCGCGGCUGGUAGUGGAUGUGUUUGUAAGAUGACCAGCGAGUUUCACGUUCAGGAAGGUUGUGAGCUGAAGGAGGAGGACAUUAAGAAGGGUAAAGAUAGAGCUAUGGGAUUGUACAAGACUGUUGAGGAGUAUCUUGUGGCCAACCCUGAUGUUUGCGCCUAAAUGCUUUUUUCAAGAUCCUUUCUGAGUUAUGAUAUAGCAAAGUGAGUGGAAAGUUUGUAUUGUAAAUUCUGUUUCCCCUUUGGUUGUGCCUCGGAGCUUUUGGGUGAGGAAAGUUUAUUCUGGGAUUUUUAUGUUAUAAAGGGUUUGAUGGUUGUGUGUAAGGCCACGCCAAAAAUAAAACUUGAAGGAGCAAUGAGCAAUCCAAUAAAUUAUGGAUUUUGGCCAAGAAAAGAUCUCCCUUUAUGGCCAUGAAGGUGAA